Spodoptera exigua (beet armyworm) is the source of this 1126-nucleotide messenger RNA. Lineage: Eukaryota; Metazoa; Arthropoda; Insecta; Lepidoptera; Noctuidae. The record is from the annotation of a GenBank genome assembly.
AUUGACAGUUGACACUUGACAGUUUGUUGUUUGUGUGAAUUUAAUUUGUGAAUCAGAAAUUCCUUUGUAAAUCGGUUUAGAUUUUAUCCAAAAUUAUGGCAGAUAUACAAGUAAUUACCCAAGAUUAUGUGAACGUGCUCAUCACGAAGUCCGACAGCGAAGAUGCUGCACCCAUCGAGCGGAGAUUCAAAAAAGGAAUUACCAUUCUGGAGUUUAAGACAAAAUUAGAACUUGUCACCGGCGGAUCCGCUGCUACUAUGAAACUGAAGCUAUAUGACAAGAAAAAUGGCUACAUAUGCGACAUAGACAAUGAUGAAGCUCUGCUUGGAUCAUUUCCCAUUGAUGAUGGCAUGCGGAUACAUGUGGUGGACAAGUUUGCUCUUCUUCAUGACUUUGGAUCCUCUGAAAGUGCUGAAAGGUUCCGUUUAUCCGAAGAAGAGUAUCAGAAGAAAGGUGACACUCUUCGCUCUUUCCUGCAGAAGAACAAACUGGGCAAGUAUAAUGAAGAGGAGAUGGUUAAACUCAAGGAACAGCAGCAGAAGGAACUGGAGGAUGAGGCUAAGAUAGCAGAAGCAGUACUAGUGGGCGCUCGAUGCGAAGUCCGCGUGCCCCAGCAACCGGUACGUCGCGCCACCGUCAGGUACAACGGCCCCCUGGAAGGGGCGAAAGGUCUGUGGAUCGGGGUGCAGUAUGAUGAGCCCCGUGGCAAGAAUGAUGGAUCAGUAAAUGGCAAGCGUUAUUUCACAUGCCCCCCGAAGUACGGUGGCUUUGUGAAACCUGUCUACGUGACCGUCGGUGACUUCCCAGAAGAGGAGUUUGACCUGGAUGACGAGAUAUGAUCACAUCACAAAGUAAACCGCAACCAUUAGGAUACAUACAAUAUUGUAAUUUGUGUAACAGCUCAAAGACUGGCAUUUUUGUAAGGUGUAACAGAAUAAACGCAAGACCAAGGAAGUCAGGUACUGUAACCUCACAAUGCUGAACAACUUUUGAUUUUCAAACUAAACAAGAUUUGAGAGUCAACUUUUAUUAAUGAAAGUUGUUUUAGGAUUCUUUGCCUACUCAAAGGCUGAACUGCACUGCACUUCCUGAAUAAUGAUAAAAUAUGUUUUUUAUAUUGGUAAAU